Triticum aestivum (bread wheat) is the source of this 1850-nucleotide messenger RNA. RefSeq lists its product as uncharacterized. The record is from RefSeq and is a predicted model, not a curated record. Lineage: Eukaryota; Viridiplantae; Streptophyta; Magnoliopsida; Poales; Poaceae. The transcript has 2 exons. Bases 5 to 1069 code for a protein of 354 amino acids.
CACCAUGUUCCGGCCACCCAAGGUCUUUUCCCCGGAGACGGCGCAUGAGUUUUUGGAAAACCAUAAUAAUAUCAUAUGGUGCCCCUAUUCCUCGCGCAACCUGACAGGGGUCGAUCAACUACAAAGGUCCUUUGCCAUUUCUAUUCGCCGGGGAAUGCUUCCUUGGAGGUUCUCGGCAGAGUCCACCGACUUAUGUGCAGCCGAACCCUAUCACCCAGAUCGCGUAGCUCGUCAGUUCAAGCUAGAUCAACAGGUUCCAUACAACCCAUUACAAUCACUAUUAACUGAAACUGAUGUUGGUGUUGCGUAUGCGUACUGGUCACACUUACUGUGCCCAGUCCAAGAGGUUAUCCAGCAUGCCCUUGGCACUAAUUAUGUAGGUAGUGCUUCUCUGGCUUGGACCAACUGGUGGAGGAAAUUUGCACAUCCACACUCUACAAUCUUGAAUAGCCUCAAGUCUGGCAAUAUGUGUGGCAAAAUCCAGUACGAUGAGAGGAAAAGCAUGUGUGCGAAAAGGGGAAAAAAGUUUUACCCCACACGUACUCUUUCAGAGGAUGAUCUCUUUAUCAUAAAGGAAGUAUUAGUAAACCAUCAAAAGGCCUAUAUUGAAAAAAUCGAGGCAGAGGAGAAGGCUUUUGCAGAUCAUUGGAAUCCAAUUUUAUAUGAUUUUCUUUCGGAUGAUGAACCUUCCAUGGAACCCCGACGUAAGCGAAAGAAAAUGGAUAAUGUUGAAUGUCCUUCCCCCGAUCCUUCACUUCACGAGCUCGGGGAAGAUGAUGCCCUCGUCUCUACAUGCGAAGAUGUGAGGCCUCUCACUAAAAAGAAGGUGGAUACCCUAAACGAAGAGAGUGAUUCCAGUCCCAUUAGAUUGGAUGGACCUAUCCACGUAUCUGACCUUGGUAGUGUGGAUCUCGAUGGCAUACUUAGUGGAGAGGUUGAUCAUGGUCUAGGUGAUCUAGCUAAUUUAAAUGUGGAUGAUUAUGGUAUAUCAAGCUCAGGUCUUGAUCCCCCCCCCCCCUUGUUUCACAAAGUUUGGACUCAAACUUGUCUCCGGGCGCUGAUGUUUUAAGCAUUUUAUCUACUUCUGAACAGGGUAGAUUUAUACAGCUCUUAUCCACCUUUUGACAUUAUUAUUCAUCGUUUCCAAGAUUAUUAAUUUUACUUCUUUCUCCAUUGCAAGGUGGUACAGAAGAAGCUUCUAAUCUUGUUAGUGGCGAAGGAACAAUGACGCAUAUUUCAGUGUCACCCUUGGAUAUUUCUGCCAUUAUGAAGCCAAUUCUGGAUGCCAUCGAUUUGGUGUUGAAGAAUGCUUUUGAAGCCUUAGACACCCCUACAUUAACUGAUUCUCAACGUCGUGAGAUUUUCCAGGCAGUUCGAUCUGUGCUCCCGGUUGGUGAUACUGCUCCUUAGAUUGCCGCUGUCCGCACAGGUUGGGAAAAAUUCGUUUCGAUUUCAGAUACAGUGCAGGAAGCCCGCAAAACAGUUGAGGAUCAGUCAAAGCAAAAGUCUGAAUUUGUUACUACAGCAGAGAGCAAGGCUGAAUCAAUUGAAGCGUCUCUGAAAACCUCAGCAGCAGAGAUGUCAUCUGUGUUGGAGAAACAUGCUGAGAAGAAGGAGCGUGUGGAGGCCCUCUCCGCUCAACUACAAGAAGCUAACGCCGAGUUGCGUAUAGCUGGAGAGAGGGUCAAGCAACUAGAAUCGGACCGUUCCGCCAAGCAAGCUGAAGCCAAGAAGUUGCAUGAAGAUUUGCUCGAGGCUAAUGCGAAAGCUUCAGAGGAAUUGGAGGCUCUUAAGGCGAAGAUAUCAACGCUGGAGAAUGAAGCCGAGUCUAUUAUCGGAAAUCUGAAGGA